CCACCCCAGGCCCUCACUCGCAGUGGCUCAGCGGAGUUGACCGGAUCACAGCAUCCCAGGCCGGCCUGAUCUGCUCCAUAGUUCUAUAGUGUUUCGAAUGGCAGCUAUGCAGUUCUCGUCCAGGGUGGUGCGCGUGGUGGCGUCCGUGCUGCUGGUGCUAUGUGCGACCUGCGCCACGCUGGUCACGGCGCAGGUCAACUUCUCGCCCAGCUGGGGUAAGCGGGGCGCGCCGCAGCAAGAAGCCUGCAAGCCCUCCAUGGACUCGCUCAUGUACCUCUACAAACUCAUCCAGGAUGAGGCACAGAAACUAACCGACUGUGAGAAGUUCGCAAACUGACUCCCCGCACAUCACCUGGUCGGCCAACACGCCCUGGCCCGGGCCUGGCCCUGCCCACGUCCCUGCAGUCUGCACGCUUAGAUUAUGUUCCGUAAGACUUGUCUGGAGAUCCUGUUGUUGUAGUGAAGUAGCGGUGCAAAUUCGCUGGAUUUGCCGUGCCUCUGUAUCUGCGCGUUUUGGAUUCAUUAUGAUAGUGUAACUUAGAAAUAAAAUAGAAUAAAGAAAGAA
Frankliniella occidentalis (western flower thrips) is the source of this 565-nucleotide messenger RNA. Its product is annotated as hypertrehalosaemic prohormone. The transcript has 3 exons. Gene Ontology annotation, cellular component: extracellular region. The record is from RefSeq and is a predicted model, not a curated record. Gene Ontology annotation, molecular function: hormone activity. Bases 98 to 337 code for a protein of 79 amino acids. Lineage: Eukaryota; Metazoa; Arthropoda; Insecta; Thysanoptera; Thripidae.